AUGAAAGAAUGGCCAAUCUUGACGAACUCUGCUAAGCAAAGCAUCUCUCACAGAUCGUGCACCAAGUUCUGGUCGAUCAAGGCAGUCGAUGCUAGCUGCAUCUUUGUCAUUGCGUCUCUCGCAGGUCUCUUUUACCAAACAAACCUUUUCCUCCUCAAUCACCUGCCGUUUGAGAAGCAAACGAUCAAAUUUGGGCUGCGCGCUGGGAUUGAGGCCCGCUUUCCCACUCUUGUUUGCUGUGGUGUUGGCCGUCCCUCUCAGGCACACCACUCCGUCAAUGGACAACCCGCUCGCCGAGGCUCUUUUGUUGCACUCAAUGAACUCCCGGGGCCUUCGGGAUCGGUUCUACGCAACACAGCCCGUGACACCCGCGAAAUUAUGCGUCCGGGGUCUCCGGAUGGAGCUGAUAUUGGUGGCCCUGAACGUGUGCAGAUGUCCUCUGGCCUAUCAGCGAGAUUCACUCAGUCAGACUCCAUUGAAGCAAUCUUCCGGCCUACGGAUGAUGCUGUUCAUGAUAAGCCCACUGAACCCAAGCAGCUCUUGAUGACGACGGAUAAUCCCGAUGACGAUAUUUGCGAGCGUGCUUCAAUUGUGCAAUGGGAGCUGCAACUAUCCCUGUCUCCGAUAUGGCCAGCUCAAGCACUGGAGCUUUUGAUCCUGUUCCAGAAGGCUACUUCCAAAUGGUGGACUCCCAAGUCGAGUGCCACGCAAACAAUCAAACUGAUUCAAUCGGGCGGCGAUAUGAAUCUCUCGAUUUUUGGUCUACCCGGCCUCGUCUCGGGGUUAUCAUCUACCAUCCGCGCUGGGCCUGCUUUCCGAUUUGCUGCGGCACGUACCGAGCUCAGCGCCCUGCCGUCUCGCUCUCUGCAGGCCUACAUGGACCUUGACCGCGUGCGCCGCCAUAUCCGACCCUGGCAGGAGGUUAUCAUGGCCAUCAUUCGCACCCAUGUGCAUGAUGAACCUGGACCCCGCUUUCUUUUCACCCCACCCCAGUACCAUUGUCUCCUCGCGCUCUGGGCCGCGGCAGAAGCUUGGUAA
This is a messenger RNA of Penicillium brevicompactum, 1038 nucleotides long. Its product is annotated as putative telomere-associated RecQ helicase. The transcript has 4 exons. Bases 1 to 1038 code for a protein of 345 amino acids. Lineage: Eukaryota; Fungi; Ascomycota; Eurotiomycetes; Eurotiales; Aspergillaceae. The record is from RefSeq and is a predicted model, not a curated record.